AUGACAAAUGAGCAAAUCAUUCAGGAUUCAACCAUCAACAUUUCCCAUCUUAACCCAACGGACACUGGAAAUUACGUCUGUCAAGCCGUUUUCAACAAUGCUAUCCAUUUCUCGCAAUCUACAUAUGUUUUUGUAAAAGGUACAAAUCUAUUUUUGGGUAGUUACAGCAAAGCAUUGACUCUGCACAGAAAAGUGGAUCUUUUUGAUUUUAUUGUUCCAUGCCGUACGACAAAGCCGAUAGAAGCCGCUAAAAUGAAGCUUUUUGUGAACAAUGUGGAAUGGUUGGCAUUGUGCGGAUCUGAAAAUCGAAGUGUUUCCGUACUCUCGCGGGGACCAAAUAAUCGAAAUCUGAGGGAUUUCCGCUCACAAAACUGUUCUCAACUUUGGGAAUAUUACAAUCCUAGAACGGGUUUCAACAUCUCAUCACUUUCAUCAGCAAUGCAAUGGAGUCAGCUCAAUAAUAAAAGGUUCCGAUGCGAAUACGAACAAGAGAAUGUGGAAUUUUCAAUUUGGGUCACACGAACAAUCACGAAGUACAAGGUCUAUCUUGAAGCCACAAUAAUCUACAAUAUGAGAACAGUUGUUGUUUGGGGUCGACAACUUUUCGAUGCUCUAACGCAUAUGUACAAAACGCAUAGCUACAUUCAUCGGGACCUAAAACCGGAAAACAUCUUUGUCACGGAAGGUUUCUUGUUGAAAAUUGGCGAUUUCGGGCUAGUGAAGCACAUCCGCAAAACGUGUGCUGGGACAUAUGCGGGAACCGAGAGAUAUAUGAGUCCGCCGGAUACGCCCAAACGGGCUAGCCCGCCGGAUGUCGAAUGGCCCAGCCCGAAGGAAGCCUUGGGCACUUCGAAAUUACCACCGUUACCAAUAAUAGAGAAGGAUCGUAAAAGACUUCUGCGACCAAUCGAUCGUCAAGAAUUUCAGACAUCAGUAAGCACCGCCUCUUCACUCUCUCCUCCUAAUAUUUCUAAUGGUCUUUUAAAUCUA
Molecule: messenger RNA, 990 nt
Organism: Mesorhabditis belari
Lineage: Eukaryota; Metazoa; Nematoda; Chromadorea; Rhabditida; Rhabditidae
Source: the annotation of a GenBank genome assembly